CAAUAGUGCCGCUAACACUGCUGUGCUCAGUGUAGGAACUGGUGGGACUUGUGGACAAGCACAGAAAACAAUACGGUCCUCAUUGCUUUUUCUUAGAGGGAGAGUCACUGUGGCAUGCCAGUCUUCAGGUAUGACUGUUUUAUUCUCCAUUGAGGUUUUCGAACAUGGGGGACAGGGAGUGGUACAUGGGUGAAUUAUGGGGAAUUACAAUGCAGUAUUUGUCUUUCUAGCUCAGGAGGAAUGGCUGAUGGAAUUUCCCUUGAUUUUCGUGACGUAGAGCUUUGCACUGAUUAUGGGAACCUUGCUUUUGCUCUCUCUAUCCCUGUCUCUCUCUCUCUGAGACCAAUCGUGUUCAUAUCAUUCUUCUGUCUGCAGCUGGAUAUAUUGUCCUUCCCCUGUGUUAAUAUGACAAUGAAAAUGUUUUCCAUGAUGAUCGUUUUACAAAUAUUUGUUCAUGUGUGGAUGGUUCAAUUAGCAGAGUCUCGGGCCAGCGGUGUAGUAGAAGUCAUCGCAACCCUAGGACAGCCUGUGCUCCUAAGCUGUAACUGGGGCAAGGCCCUCGAGCCCAACAACAUCCGGGUCUAUUGGCAAGGACCAGGAGCAGGACGCGGGGAAAAGAACGUGAUGGUUGUGCAUGCCUACAACAAAGGAAAGGAGGAGUUCACCGAGCAAGACAGUCGCUACAGAAACAGGACUAGUAUGAACAGAGACCUCAUAAGCCAAGGAAAUCUCUCCCUGCUAAUCAAAGAUAUCAAAGCUAUAGAUGACAACACUCAGCUUAUCGCCCACGUUCAGGAAGGUUCUGCAAAUACACAAGACAUCUGCAACAGGAUGCUGCGUGUCACUGCUGAGUUCCAGAAGCCAGAAGUGAACGUGUCCUGUGUGGAGGGUAGAGAGGAGCUGAAGAUAGACUGCAAGUCACAUGGCGGCUUCCCUAAACCGAAGCUCAGCUGGACUGGCCUGAACCAGCGAGGCAAUAACCCGUCGCCCAUAGUGACCUCCAAUUCAAUUGACGGCACGUACACAAUACACAGCACCCUCUGGGUCAACAUCAGCAAGGACCAGAGAGUCACCUGCCAUGUCACCAACCCCACUUCGCAAAAGAACAUUAACGCCUCCAUCAUCACCUAUGCCUCCUGUCAAGUCCCGCCAGACCACUACUUGAUUGAGAUAUGCUCAGCUGUCACUGUUGCAGUCACUUUAAUCAUCGUGGCGAUCUUCCUGUACAAAAGAAAAAGCCUUGUUUGUUCCCAUCCAGAUCUGUGUUGCAGGAAGGCUCAGGCCCCUACCACCUCAAACCAGGAAGAGGAGAAAAUUAAUAUGAAUGAAUAUGCCGGGGGGGACUCUGGUGCUGAACCAUGGAAGUGUCGAUGACCAUCCUCCAACAUUUCUUACCUCAGCAACUGUGCAUAUACUGAUCUCCUCUGUUCUAUACGCACAAACUGCUUCUGAUGAAGACAAGAGUUGGUCACAAAAAAACAGUUGUACAUGGUUGACCACAUUGGAGCAGUCAUUGUGUCUUGACACAUGAACAAGCCUUUCAGAGGGAAAUGGCUAUGGAUGGCAUUACACGCCGUUUUCCUGUUUUCUUCUAUCUGAAUUCAUAGGUUUCACCCAUGUGGAUAUUUCACGUUACCUGAUUGCAUGUCAAUAAUCUUAAAGAGUAACUGCACUGGCUCUUUCAACCUAGCUCCGCCCAUCUACACAAUUAUGAAAAAAGUAUUCUCCAACCAACCAGGCCUUGGCAGUUUUCCGUUUCGUAUUGGUCCGUAACAGUUGCCUUGCUGACUUUGAAAACAAGCCGUUAAAUUAAACUGACAAAUUUAUGGCCAUCAACAAUUUUCUGAUUGACGUCUACAUAUGACAUGUCACAAUUCGGGCAGGGCCGAGUCCACUGCAGAUUGCAUUUUACAAACUUCAAACAGAAGUCAUUUAAGAUGGCAUAUGAAAAGUUCUCAUUCCAUCACAAAAAUCAAAUUAACAAACUGUGAAUAAUGAACUUCUGAGUUCUCAUGAUAGUUACAAAGGGAAAGUGAUUUAAAAAAAUGUAAUUCUUUCUUUAAUUCUGGCAAAUGAAGAUUGUUCAGGUACAAUUUGUUUGGGAAAGGAUACCGUUAAGCACUUUAGUUGAGAGAUGCUGUAUUUGACUGCUGACCCCAGUAGUACUAGUUCUAUAAAGUAUGAAAAUUAUGUAGUAUGGAAACAUUAAAUAUUUUUGAAAUUUUUAAAAAUUUGGCUAAGAACUCCCUGGGACUCUUUCAUGAGUCCCCAAAGGUACUUCAAACCCAAUUUUAGAAACCCCUGUUUGCUCUAAAAAUGAAUAAGAGAGAGUGAUGGUGUGGGAUCCUUACGAUAUUGGCUGAGUAUCUCAGAAGCUACCUUGGAAAGUUUGCUCCUUCGCUCUGGAGUGGCGGAGUUUCCGCACGGGGACUCUACUGGAUUUGUGCGGGGCGGGGACACAGGGGCUUUACAUAUCUGGGGGAUACCAGCCCUGAGUCACUUACAGUACAGUUACCACCGCCGUGAUUCAGCCUUCCCAACUUAAAUUCACCAGGCCUGGAUCAGAUACAUCAUAGUUUUGUUUUCACUUGCUUUUCUGCACUUUACUGAGCUUGUCUGGUGUAUUGGAACCUAUGAAAUACUGUGAAAAAAUGCAAACCCCGAUUUGUGGUCCUCUUGGUUGGCUCAAUUGCCUCAGGCAAGAUCAAUUGAACGCGGAAAAGUAUUUCAAUCCAAACCAGUUGUGUAUCUGACCCAGGUCUGUUUCAGACUAUGAGGUGCAAUCCGUUGAACAAACACUGACAGGAUAAUCUUGGUCUUUAAGAAGGGAAAGCGGGGCUCUUGCAUUGCUCGAUCAGUAAAGGUGCUGAGUGGUUGCAGGAUUAAACGUGGGUGCCUCUGCUGUGCCAGUAUUAGGGCAUGACUGUAGAUCUACAGCAAUGAGCAGACCCAUACGUGUUCUGUUACCCUGUUACUGUGUACGAGGAUAAGCCAAGUUUCAGUUAUGCAUGAUUCCUUAGGUUACCACUGCAUUAGUUAAUCCUAAUGAUGUGUCAAGUGAUGGGCAAAAAUGCAUUCAUCAAAUAUAUUUGUAAUAUAAAAUAAAUGUAGCUGAAUGCUAUUAUAAAGUUUCUGCAUUUCUGCAUUAAAUACAAGACUUUGUAUUUAGAAAAUACAAAACUCUUAGGUUAGCAUUAGGUUUUGUUGUAGGACCACUUUGGGUCAUAUUUUUUUACAUGUAACUUUUUUCAGGUUAGCUUUCUGACUUUGUUAUCAGUUACCAUAGUCUCAUGUGGGGUUUGUUUGUCCAGAAACCCAAUAUUCACCCCACCUCUCCAUUUCAGCAACUGGUCCAACAAGAACUCUGCACUAUGGCAGUGUAUUACAAUGUUUGUACAAUGCAUUACUUGUUUGUAUCCCUUACCAUUGUAGCACUAUUAAACAUGUUAGAUUGAUGCUAGUGAAAUGUAAAAUUGUUGCACUCAGCCAUAACAAUAAUGAGAAAGAAAGCUGUGUAAAAUGAAGAGUUUAGCCCUCUGCACUAGCACUUUUUUGCUCCUUGCAAUUUUCCACUAAUACAUAUAUUUUUGAUAGAUAUCUGAGCCCGAAAGUAUAUGUGUUCACGACACGUUUCCUUUUUGAAACUUGUGAAAUUAAUCCAUGUUAUCAUAUUUCACAAGUACAAAUGCCACUUUUCUGAAUGAUUAAUAAUAGACUAAGUCAGCAGUGGAAAAAACAGUUUUGUUCUCAGAUUACAGAAGACAUGGAUGAUGUGAAAAAUGGAACUGAAAGAGGGCAACACAAAGGCUGUACAUAAAAAAAAAAUGUUUUUGAAGAUACAGAAAGCUAUUUGAAAUGCUUUCAAUUGAAAUACUGCCCAUCGCUUCCUACAGGCUUGCAGUGAAACUUAGUGAGAGAUGUAUGCUGCACUGACUCUUAAAAAAAAAGGCAGAAGGUUUUUCAUAUGCAGUAUUUUCAUAUUCCCCAUUCUUCAGCAAACAAAUUCAAGCAUGUGGUUGGAAAAGUUACUCAAAGAUUAGUGGGUGCUUGCAUCAGUUAUGACUGAUUGUCUAAUUUAUUACUGACAUCUACCUCUGAGUUGAACCUAUGCACAUGUACAGAGCUAACUUAUUUUUCCUCUUUGCUAACAUUUUUAUAUUUAUUAAAUGUGUAAAAUUUGGAUUUUGAUUUAAUUUCUCUUUGUGAAAUAAAGCUUCUGUGUAAAAUUCA
This is a messenger RNA of Conger conger (European conger), 4230 nucleotides long. Its product is annotated as CD276 antigen-like. NCBI's taxonomy places the organism in Eukaryota, Metazoa, Chordata, Actinopteri, Anguilliformes, Congridae. Gene Ontology annotation, cellular component: external side of plasma membrane. Gene Ontology annotation, biological process: cellular response to lipopolysaccharide; T cell costimulation; negative regulation of T cell proliferation. Bases 241 to 1374 code for a protein of 377 amino acids. The record is from RefSeq and is a predicted model, not a curated record. The transcript has 6 exons.